AUGGCUAAUCCCAAAAACGUUAGCGCCCUCUCUAAGAAGCGGGGCCGUAACACUGCUACUGUCUCCCCGACCAGCUAUGAUUUAACGCAAGAUGAGAGCAAAAGACGGAAGAAACACAAGCUCAGCAGCAUCGGGGUUCCCGUUGAUAGUACAAUUUUGAGUGCCCCCGAUCUAUACAAGAAGUCGCGGCGAAAUGCCGUCGGUGAUACCCGAGACGACUCAUCCAUUGAGAAAGUUCUCGUCUCCGAGGAUGGCAUAGAAACGAAAUCGUCCGGCCCAUUGUCCGGUUUUGAUGGUCUUUCAAUCGAGACUAGAACCCGCCGAGGAGAGAAUCAGGAACAGGCCGCCUUACGCCUAGAAAAGAUGCAAGGUGCUGUGCGAACUUUGUUAGAGUGCAUCGGCGAGGAUCCAAGUCGUAGUGGCCUGCUGGAUACGCCUUCACGUUAUGCCAAGGCGUUGCUGUUCCUGACCCAGGGCUACCAUGUCAAUGUGGAAGAGAUUGUGAAUAACGCGCUAUUCCAGGAGGGCCAUAACGAGAUGGUCAUUGUCAAAGAUAUUGACAUAUUCAGCCUUUGCGAGCACCACCUUAUGCACAUUGGUUAUAUCCCCUCCAAUACCGUUAUCGGCCUCUCGAAGCUUCCUCGAAUUGCCGAGGUAUUCGCUCAUCGCUUACAGAUCCAGGAGCGCCUUACCAAGCAGGUUGCUCGUGCCAUUAUGAAGAUUUUGAAACCUCAAGGUGUUGCCGUCAUUAUGGAGUCUAGCCACCUGUGCAUGGUAAUGCGUGGCGUGGAGAAAACUAAUACGACAACCCUGACAAGCUGCAUGUUGGGUUGUUUCGAGCGCAAGAGUAAGACGCGAAACGAGUUCAUGCAUUUCGUUGGAGUAAGCCGGUAG
This is a messenger RNA of Trichoderma breve, 894 nucleotides long. Its product is annotated as GTP cyclohydrolase I domain-containing protein. Gene Ontology annotation, biological process: tetrahydrobiopterin biosynthetic process; tetrahydrofolate biosynthetic process. The record is from RefSeq and is a predicted model, not a curated record. The coding region runs from base 1 to 894 and encodes 297 amino acids. NCBI's taxonomy places the organism in Eukaryota, Fungi, Ascomycota, Sordariomycetes, Hypocreales, Hypocreaceae. Gene Ontology annotation, cellular component: cytoplasm. The transcript has 3 exons. Gene Ontology annotation, molecular function: GTP cyclohydrolase I activity; zinc ion binding; GTP binding.